CCUCUGUAUAGCCACACGUGAAAACUUGCAUUCAAUCAAAACUCAAAUACCUUCCUCUACUACUCUACUUUUUUAACCCGUACUCCCCCACCCAAUCAAAUCACUCCCUUUUUUUUAAUUUCACAAAAAUCAUUUAAUUCCAAUUUAUUACAGAAUUUGCAGCUUUUAAUUUUUAGAGAGAGAAGCAGAGCUACGAAGGAAGCUUCUCUGCUCUCUCUAUCUAUCUAUCCAUCUCGAGAUGCGUCGGUCUUCAACCAAGAAAACGGGUCAAUCUAAUUCUACCGCUCCGAUCACUUCUUCUGCUGUCGAUCUUUUUCGCUCCGCGUCGAGUAAAGCGUCGAGUAAAGAGAUGGAGCGAAUCGAUAGCUUGUUUUAUAGUUAUGCUGAUAAAUCUUCUGGCUUAAUUGAUCCGGAAGGUAUUGAAGCGUUGUGUGCAGAUAUCGAGGUGCCUCAUACUGAUGUUAGGAUCUUGAUGCUAGCUUGGAAGAUGAAAGCGGAAAAGCAAGCAUACUUUACUCUGGAGGAAUGGCGAAGAGGCCUUAAAGCAUUGAGGGCUGAUACUGUAAAUAAACUAAAGAAGUCCCUUCCAGAGCUAGAGAAAGAGGUUAAGAGGCCAUCAAACUUUGUGGAUUUCUAUACCUAUGCAUUCCGGUAUUGCCUGACAGAGGAGAAACAAAAGAGCAUAGACAUAGAGAGCAUCUGUCAGUUGCUGGAUCUUGUACUAGGAUCUCAAUUUCAUGUGCAGGUUGAUUAUUUUAUCGAGUAUCUAAAGAUACAGAGUGAUUAUAAAGUAAUAAACAUGGAUCAGUGGAUGGGGUUCUUCCGCUUUUGCAACGAGAUAAACUUUCCGGAGCUUGAUAAUUAUAAUCCGGAACUAGCGUGGCCGUUGAUCCUUGAUAAUUUUGUAGAAUGGAUACGAGAAAAAAGGAGUUAGAAAGCCUACAAUCCUUUUGUUGGCUGGAUUCUCCACUGUAAACCAUUAUUUUAUUAAAGUAGGUUACCUAUGAUUUUAUGUAUUAAUUUUCUAUACUUUGUUUUGUUGUUCAAUAAACCGAUAUUUAUUGAUCUGA
Messenger RNA from Mercurialis annua (annual mercury), 1070 nucleotides. RefSeq lists its product as uncharacterized. The coding region runs from base 239 to 934 and encodes 231 amino acids. The transcript is spliced from 10 exons. Gene Ontology annotation, cellular component: ubiquitin ligase complex. Gene Ontology annotation, molecular function: cullin family protein binding; ubiquitin-like protein binding; ubiquitin conjugating enzyme binding. Lineage: Eukaryota; Viridiplantae; Streptophyta; Magnoliopsida; Malpighiales; Euphorbiaceae. The record is from RefSeq and is a predicted model, not a curated record. Gene Ontology annotation, biological process: protein neddylation; positive regulation of ubiquitin-protein transferase activity.